Molecule: messenger RNA, 2006 nt
Organism: Musa acuminata subsp. malaccensis (wild Malaysian banana)
Lineage: Eukaryota; Viridiplantae; Streptophyta; Magnoliopsida; Zingiberales; Musaceae
Source: RefSeq, a predicted model, not a curated record
GCCCCGCUCCUCCGCGCACCGACACCUCCCACCUCGUUCGCCGGGAUAAAUAGAGGAAAGCGCCGCUCUGGAGCCGGCCAUCGACGGAAUCUCCCUCGAGAGACUGUUCUUGUUGCUCUGGUGACGUCAAGGAUGAGCAUUUCUGUAUUCCGAUCCGUGAAUCCUUUGGCGACGAGAGGUGAUAUUGCAGAGUGCUGUUGAAUGUUGGAAUGUGGGUUCCGUGAUGCGGUUUACUGCUGGGGUUUUGGUGGUGGUAGGAAAUGGAGUGGUAGCGAGCGGUGCGAGGAGGAGGAAAGGCGGGGUUUUGAUCGGGAUCGCGUAAGCAAUGCCGUUCCAGAUGAAGAUUCAACCGGUGCACGCGAGCGGAGCGAUGGCUUUCCUGCCGCGGAGCGACCCGGUGAAGCCUGUGGCCAAGUCGCGGCUGAAGCGGCUCAUUGAGCGGCAGUUCCCGAGCGUCCUGAGGAGCUCCUCGGCGGAGAAGACUGCCGGAUUCGGGGAAAGGAGGGAAAAGGAGAGGGAGGACGGAGGCGACAUCGAGCCCAGUUCGGUGUGCUUGGACAGGAUGGUCAUUGGUUUCAUCGAGGGGGGAUACCACGAGAAGCAGCCGCGGGGUCGAUGCAACUGCUUCAACGCGAACUUCGACGACAGCUCCGACGACGACUUCGAUGCCCGCGACAGCGAUGCUCCGGGCUGCGCCGCUGCCCCCAGCGACGUGGCCGAGGCGAUCAAGAGUUUGGUGCUCUGCGCAAGCGUGGUGGAGAGAAAUCUCUUGGCAGAUGCGUCGAAGAUCCUCGAGAAGGCGAAGAACUCGAAGAACAAGGGCGAGUGUCGAAGGAUGGUAUCCGAUGGGCUUCGAUCCCUGGGCUAUGACGCCGCCAUUUGCAAGUCUCGGUGGGAUAAAGAUCCCUCAUUUCCGGCCGGGGAAUACGAGUACAUCGACGUGGUAAUGGACGGCGGCGACCGAUUCCUGGUGGACGUGGACUACAGGUCGGAAUUCGAGGUCGCGCGACCCACCAAGUCAUUCCGCGCGGUCCUCCAGCACCUGCCGCAGGUGUUCGUCGGGCGCUCCGACCGGCUGCAGCAGAUCGUCGCCUUCGCCUCGGAGGCGGCACGUCAGAGCCUGAAGAAGAAAGGUCUUCACGUGCCGCCAUGGAGGCGACCCGAGUACAUGAAGGCCAAGUGGCUCUCCCCCUACCAGCGGACGGCCGACAGGGAAGCCAAGGAGGAGUCGGCGAGCGGAGGGGAGGUCAUCCCCUGUUUGAUCUCGUCCGUCUACUUCUCUGGCGUGUCCGAGGAUUGCGGCGCCGGAGAGGUGGCAGACGACAGGACCAAGGGGGUCGUCUCACCAUGGCGGCCGCCGCCUGCGAGGCCGCAGGCAGGGGUUAAGGUCGUCACCGGCCUUGCUCUGGUCCUCUAACAGUAUGGAAGGAGAAUUAGUCCUUCCUUUCUUUGUGGCAAGAUUGGAUUUUUAUUGCUCUUAAAGUUUUGAGCUGAGAAGAGAACGCUGCUUCUGUAGAGUACUAAUCUUCCAAGUGGAAUCCACCAUGGGAUGAUGUCUCAUGAUCUAGAAUUGUUAGGGUGGUCAUCGUUUUGCUUUCUUCUCGCAGAUUUCUGCGGCGGAAGACAAAAGAUGCAGGGAAGCGUGCAACCUGGCACUCAUUGUUCCCGAUGAAUGCCGAGAGUUUAUUGCACGGAUCGAGGCAUUCUCAGCAGGACUCGGCGAUGUGUUCUUGGGUGGCAGUGGCGGUCUCUCGAGGGGAAACAAUGAUAAAGGAAGGCACAAAAUGAAUGAUUCAACGAUGGAAGCCUCGUGCCGUCUCGAUUCGAUGAUCGUUGUGACAGGAGACGCAGACUCUUCAUUAUCUCCACACGAUGGCUACGCUUCCUGCGUCUUCCAUUUUGUGAUGUAGUAAUAUUGUGUGCGGAGUCCUCUUUGUCACCUGUCUAAUGUCUUGAGGUAAAGAAACAACAGCAUUAGCACAAGAACAAAGAGCAUCAUUGUUGAA